This is a messenger RNA of Sturnus vulgaris (Common starling), 4910 nucleotides long. RefSeq names its product p53-induced death domain protein 1 (gene PIDD1). Gene Ontology annotation, molecular function: protein binding. Gene Ontology annotation, biological process: signal transduction; DNA damage response; apoptotic process. Lineage: Eukaryota; Metazoa; Chordata; Aves; Passeriformes; Sturnidae. The record is from RefSeq and is a predicted model, not a curated record.
CUGUGCAGGGCUGUGUGUCCGUGUGAGGGGCUGUGUGUCCGUGUGCGGGGCUGUGUGUCCGUGUGCAGGUGUGUGUUUGGGAGUGUCUGUGUCACCACAGGUCUGUCCGUGUUUGUUCGCCCCAAGGCUGCCUCUGUUGCUUCUGGUUCAUUCACCACUGAGAGUUUUAGAAAGCUGUAGCAGACAGAUGUUUUUCUUACACAUGUCUGUAAGGGGGCUGUGUACGUGUUGUGCACAAUGUCUUUCCAGGAAAUGCUCACCUUUAUACUGAAGCAGGAGUUUCCCUUUCGUCCCAUUGGCACUCAGUUUCAGAUACAGCGAGGACUCAGCACAGUUUGUGAGCUGCCUCUGGGCUCUGCUUCCUGUUCUUGUCCUGACAUUUCUGUUCUUUCAGGGUGAAUCAUUCCUGCUCUUUCAGGGGGUGAUGCCUCCCCCAGACUGUGCCUUGGGAGCAUCAGUGCUGCCAUGUCUCACAGGCUACCAGUAAAAGCACUGCUCCUCAGGGUGUUGCCGGGGCAUUUGCUUGUUUCUGCUAGCCUCAGACAGCAGCCGAGUUUGUUCUAAUUCUGCAUCAAUCAAAAGAAACUUCUAUUUACCAGAUCAAUUCAUGGCAGGGUUUACAAAGAGCUCCUGAUAUUCACACCAUGACCUAGUAUAAUUGCCAAGCUUAGGAGUGUUGCUCCUGCACCACCAACGUGCCUUUUCUAUCCCUGUCCCUGCCCCUGACACAUUUUCUUUGUUGCCCUUUGUCCACUUGCUUUUAUCCCACUGACAUUCGGUUUCACAACCAGGUUUGAUGAGGGCCUGUCACAGUCUGUGAGCCACCUCUGGGCUCUGCUUCUGGCUGAGGUCUCCCUGCCCCAGUUUUCUUCUUCACUUGUAAAGCUUCCCACUAAGGCAUCUUGAAAUCUGCAUUAGCCAUAGGCAUUUAAAUUUAUAUCUUUUAAAGUUAAUAUUGGUCUUUAUUUUGAUGGUGUGUAAUUGCUCCAUUCCCUGCUGAGACAUCAGCUGGAAAAUUCAGAAGUUUUCCCUAGGAGGAGAAGCCUCUACAUUUCUGUGCUCUCUGCCUCCAAAGCUUUCAGUAACAUGCAUAUAAUCUUUCCUACCAUCUUGCUGUGAUUAUGAACUGUUUCCAGCCACUCUGGACUGGGGCAGGAGCCUUCAUCAUGCACCUGUGUUCUUUUUCAGAGCCAUCUUUCCUCCUCUCCUUGUCCCAGCUGCCUUGUGGUGCUGCCAGUGCCUGCCUGCGGGGCAAGUCAGAGCAUGUCUGGACCCUGUAGAUGAGAUGCAGAGGAUGGCAGAGCUGCUGGAGCUCAGGGAUGAGUGCGGGGAGGGGACUUCAGGGGCUCCUGCCCUGGCUGGCUCCUGCCUUGCAGACAACAGACUGAACCUGGAUGUUUAUCCUGACGGCUGCCGCCGUUUCCUCCAGCUGUUCAAGGAGCUACAGGGAGAGGUGGUCCAGGUUGAGUUCCUCCGGCUCAGCAGCAACGACUGCCUCCUUGACACCACACUGGGCAGCCUUCCUCAUCUGAAGCACCUGAAAUCCCUGGUGCUUAAAGGUGGCCAUGCUAGGGAUGAGUUUGGUUCCUAUCAGCAUGGCUCCCUGACAAGCCUGCCACCAGACUUUGGGAACCUCAGCUGUCUCACCCACCUGGAUCUCAGCUUCAAUAGACUCUCCACCUUGCCAAGCUGUAUUCUCCACCUCCCCAGCCUCCGUGUGCUCCUGGUGAGCCACAACAGCCUGGUGACACUUCCUGAGGACUUUGGCCGUCUGAGCAAACUGACUUUCUUCUCUGCGAUGAAAAAUCAGCUCAAAGAUUUACCUCAGAGCAUUGGGGAGCUGUCAAUGCUGCAGAAUCUGGAUCUCUCAGAAAAUGCUUUAGAAUUGCUCCCUGAACAAAUUGGGAAUCUGCACAACUGCACAGAGCUGGAUCUCUCUGGGAAUCGCUUAUUGAGCAUCCCAGACUCCCUAGCCAAUUUGAAGUCUCUGCAUCGGCUGCAUCUCCACAGCAAUCUCCUGGUGACAGUCCCUGCCUCACUUGCCAGCCUGCCCAACUUGUCCAGACUUGAUCUGCAGAACAACUGCCUCCGUGCCAUCCCUGCUGAGAUCCAGACCUUGCCAUUCGUGCACAUCCGAGGCAAUCCCUUGGGAGAAACUGAGCCAUCCCUGCUGCCUGAUAAAUCCAGUACCAGAAGGCUAAAAAGACUCUUCCUUGCAUCAGGAGAGGGCAGCUUUACUGUCACCUCUGAAGGCUGCAGAGUGGUCCUGGCCUGUGGCAUCCAUUUCUACUUUCCGCCGGGGGCUGCCUCUGAUCCUCUGCAGAUCCGCUUCCGAUCCCUCACACCAGAUCCUCAGUGGGUAAAGCUGAGACACCACGAUGUCCUGCUGAGUAGAGUCCUGGAGCUGCAGCCUCAUGGGGUCCAAUUCCAGCAGGAGGUGCAGAUCUGGAUGCCAUAUAUCUCACCUCAAACCCCUCACCAGCAUGAGGUGGUAGUUCGGACCUUCAGUGAGCAGAGCUGGAGCGAUCUGAAAACGAGAGUGAAGAAGAGGAGAAAAUCAAAGAAGUGUGUGGCCUACUGUUGUGUCCUUCACUUCUCUUGGUUCCUUGUUGUGUCUCGACUUGUGCAAAAUGAAUGCAAAGUGCCAGCAGAGGGGACGUUGCUGUUUUCCAGUGUGGAUCCAAACAUCAAAGUGAUCUUUCCUCCUGGAGUCACCAAAGAGCCUCGUAGUGUCAAGCUGCAGGUGCUGCCAGUCUCUGCAGAAGAGAUACAGGAAAUCACAGCCAGUGCAGGGUGCAGAGCCAGUCCCCUGCUCUACCUCUCCCAGGACUCCACAGUGGAUUUUCUCAAGCCAGUGAGAAUUCAGCUGCCUCUUCCUCCUGGGGUCACAGGGCUAAAUCUGGAUCAGUCACAGCUGCAUAUUCUCCAUGGUGACCUGGAGGGCCAAAGCUGGAAUGACAUUACCAGUGAGGUGGUGCUGGAAUUCACCCAUCUUUAUGCAGUGUUUGAAGUUACUCACUUCUCCUGGUACUGGCUGUGGUACACCACCAAGACCUACAUUGGAGGCAUUGCCAAGAAGGUCUAUGAGCGGCUGCGUCUGUACCAGGUGAACUUCAUUGCACUGCAGAGGAAGAAGGAUCCCGAGCAAGUCCUGCUACAGUGUGUCCCCAAGCACAAGGUUGACCCCGUGCUGAAGAAGCUGCAGAACCGCUAUCGAGGACCUGAGCCAUCCGACAUGGUAGAGAUGUUUGAGGGAGAGCAAUUUUUUGCAGCUUUUGAGCGAGGCAUCAGCAUUGAUAUGGAUCGCCCCGACUGCGUGGACGGACGUCUCUCAUUUAUUUUUUACUCCCACUUGAAGAACAUGAAGGAAAUCUAUGUGACCUCCCCUGUGGACAGAAAAGGCCAAGCUGUAAAAGGCCAGGUCUCUUUCUACCGAGGGGCAGUUCCAGAGAGCAUCCCUGAAGAUGCCAGCAGGAGGAGAAAAGGUCCAGACUCCCUCUGGCUUGCUACUCUGCCCAUCAAACUGCCUCAACUGAAACCCCGUUGGGAUGAGAACCCUGGUCCCCUGUAUGGCUUCUCCUUCCCUCCCUUGAACCUGGGCAAUGCUGAGACUGGGUACCUGACACAGGCAAACCUGCUGAGCAUUGCCAGGCGUGUGGGAGCUGACUGGCAGAACAUCGGCCUCAACCUGGGCCUGACCUACCAGCAGAUUGAGCGCAUAGGAUACAAUAACAGAGAGGACCUCAAUAAGCAGAUCCUGGACAUGCUUUUCUCGUGGGCUCAGCAGAACUCGGAGGAUCCUGGCUGUGUGAGCAAGCUGAUCAGAGCCAUGCAGGAGAGUGGCCGCCAGGACAUCGCUGAUGAGGUCGAAGCCAUCAUUGAGCUGGGGCGGCAGAAAUACAGCGAGUCCAUCCGCCGGGUGGGGCUGGAGCAGGAGAGCAGCACUGAGGACUCUGCAAUAGCUAUGACCUAGCACUAGCAGAGAAAAAUGGGGUUUGUAGGGGACCCUCCUGUGUACCCAGAGUCACGGUGCCUGGGGGCUGCUCCCUCCUCAAGGGCCGGUGUCUUCCUGAGGAGCUGGGCAUUGAUCCUCCCAGAUCUGUACUGACAUGCCAUUUCUGCCAAUCCCAGGAAGUUUAGAGUGCAUUUAUGGACCUUUUUUCUACUUCCACUUCGUGAUCUUGAGCUUUAGCUUUCAGAAAUGUGGAGAAAUUUAGAGGCUGAAGUGUCUGUCUGUCAGCUGAGUAGUGGCUUAAGUAGUGUUUGAUGAAUUAAUAAUCAUGUUACAUGUAUUUAUUCAUAACUUAUUCCUGAAACUGGAAACAUUGCUGGAAACACUGGGUGUGAGCAUUUGGGUCCAUUUGUGCUCCAGUGCUUGAUAGGAGAGUGGAGGUGCAGUCACAUUAUGAAGGCCUGUGAUGUGGUGCAGACUGUUUGGCCAUUUCUGUUAAUAAUGUGUUCUGCUCACAUGAAAAUGUGAAAACUAUAUUCCCCAUGAAAAUGUGUUCUAUUUUUUCCAAAUCUCUUCCAGUUCUCUUACGUUCAAACAAAACCUAAGCAUUUGUGGGGAAGAAAGAAGAAACUGACUUCUAGAAAAUUGCCCUAUUUUUUUUUGGUUUUGCUCCAAAAGUUAUCAUGAAACAAAUAGCCUGCUGCACCUCCAAGCACCUUUUUAGAUGACACCUACGUACUACUGAUCCGUGACAAAGUUCCUUCUUUAUUUUAUAAAAAAAAAGUAAAAAUCCAUGACUUGUUCUGGGAGAGACUCUGAUUUAAGAGUCUCUGAAAUUUAAAUUUCCCUUGCAGUUUCCAAGGGGUAAUCCUCGCAUUCUCGCAGUGAAAUGUGACUGUUUAGUAGUGAAGGUGUAACUCCUCCUGAAGUUUGGUGAAAAGCAUGACUUAAAUUUGCA